Messenger RNA from Polyodon spathula (Mississippi paddlefish), 1044 nucleotides. Its product is annotated as GTPase IMAP family member 4-like. The transcript has 3 exons. Lineage: Eukaryota; Metazoa; Chordata; Actinopteri; Acipenseriformes; Polyodontidae. The record is from RefSeq and is a predicted model, not a curated record. Bases 1 to 1044 code for a protein of 347 amino acids. Gene Ontology annotation, molecular function: GTP binding.
AUGGCUGAAGAAACUGUUUCUCAAGAGCUGCACAGCGCCUCUGAGCUGAGGAUCGUGCUGCUUGGGGGAAACUGGCCUGGGAAGAGUGAAGCAGGAAACACUAUCCUGGGAAGAGAGGAGGGAAGAUCGGGAUUCAUCUUCUCUGCUGUAACAAAGGAGUGUGAGAAGAGAACAGGAGAAGUGUCUGGGAGACGGGUCACUGUGGUCAACACUCCAGACUUGUUACACGCAGACCGGGUUGAGAUUGAGAGAUGCGUUUCUCUGUCUGCCCCGGGACCCCACGCUUUCCUCCUGGUGAUGCGGGUGUAUACAAAACAAAUAGUUGACUCUAUUAAAUUAAUAGUGGAACAGGAUUGUAAAGCCCUGGAAAAAGUGCUGGAGCUGUUUGGUGAGAGAGCUGUGAGGAACACGAUGAUCCUUUUCACCCACUGGGAUUAUCUGAGAGGCAGGAAGAUUCAGCAGUACAUUGAGGAAGCUGGAGAGAAGCUCCAGCAGCUUGUUGAGAAAUGUGGGAACAGGUAUCAUGUUCUCAACACUGAGGACAGGAGCGAUCGCACUCAGGUCACACAGCUCCUGGACAAGAUAGACAACAUGGUGAAGGGAAGUGGAGGCUGCUACACUGUGGAGAUGUACCUAGAGGAGAAAAUUAGACAAAAGGAACAGGAGCUGAAUAAGAAACACAAAGACGAGCUGAGUAAGAAACACGAGGAGAUGAAACAGAAAUAUGAUGAGGAACAGAGGAAGAGAUAUGAGGAGCUGAUGGAGAUGUUGAGGAAGGAAAUGAAGGAAGAGGAGCUGGAGAAAGAGGCAGAGGAAUCCAAGCUGCCUGUCAGGAGAAGGAACAGCAUCCAAUUCCCUUACCCCCCAUCAUGUCCUGAAAAGCAAGUGGAGAGCAAUCAGAGGGAUCCAAUCUGCCUUCAAGAGAAGAGUGGCAAGGAGAUUCAACCCCCCCACAGAACCCCCAGCUUCCUCCUGUUAUACCCGGUGGGGCCCCUUCACGAGGAAGAGCAGGAGAGCGUGGAGACAGUCCAGGGAUAUUCAUGA